Messenger RNA from Baudoinia panamericana UAMH 10762, 2865 nucleotides. RefSeq lists its product as uncharacterized. The record is from RefSeq and is a predicted model, not a curated record. The transcript is spliced from 2 exons. The coding region runs from base 1 to 2865 and encodes 954 amino acids. Lineage: Eukaryota; Fungi; Ascomycota; Dothideomycetes; Mycosphaerellales; Teratosphaeriaceae.
AUGGCAUCACGCGACAACAAUGGAGGCGACAUGGAUGCUUGGAACGAUCCGGUCUUCCAGUCCACUACCUUUGACGAGUCGAUGGCUACUGACUCGCCAAACUACGACUUCACCCUACAGAAUUUCACUCACUUCAACGACGCUUAUGACGACUCUACCGGCUUGAAUCACCGCACACCUUCGAAGACUGGCUGGGACAUGGUCUCCACUCCAGCGGCUCAGCAGCAGCAACAGUUCGUCGGCAUGCCUGUCGGCGCGUCUGCGGAGAGCUCCAGCCAGGACUCUGCAUCUGACUCGUCGAGCAGGCGAAAGAGGAAGGUAACAGAAUCACCAAUGUCAGACACGAACACUGAGCUCGGCAUCAAGAAAGAGGAUUCCAUGAUUGGAGGUGCGCAUAUGGAGAAGGUGCAGUCAUAUGGCGUGCCUACUCGACCCAUGAACCAACUUUCGCUCGAUCCGGAAAGCGCGAUGGAUUCCAGCUUCGACUUCAACAGCGCCGCUUCAAGCCCAAGCGCGCCGCGCGAAUACAACCAGGCUGUUUUCAGUACUCAAGCCCCGCGUCUCCAGAACAAUACUGCGCUUCAUCGCUACCAGCCGUCGCCGACUAUUAAUCCGCAUAUCUUCGAGUUUGGUGAGAACAAACCUGCUGUCACCGAGGCGAUGUUACUGAGCGGCGCCUCGCCGAAUGCCGUGACUUCGACGCCUAGCUCUGACAGUAACGAGCUGUUCGGCACUAAUUCAAUGUGGGGUGCACUGAACCCAACAUGGUCAGGCGACACAAUGAGCACUCAGUACGCUUCUCCAGCGACGUACCGCUUUCCAGCAUCGCCCAGCGUGAAUGGCACGGCAUCUUCGGUAGUUUCGCGCGGGUCAGUAGCACCGCUUGGCAGAUGUCCAUUGUACAUUGCUCCAAUCUCCACCAAGUCUCGCGUGGAAACCCAGAUCAACGUGCACAUGAUCGUGGAGAACUUACCGGCAAAUAUCGAGUGGCUGCAUUUGCCACUACACACCAUCGCCAAGUCGAAACUGCUUGCGAAAGAGGAUUACGACAAAAGCAGAGUACUUGAGCUCCACGUCUACCUUGUCUGUACAAGCGCGAUGCAGAACCCGCAACUACGGGAGAAAGCGCUGAAGCGUGCUGCCGCUCAGAACAACUCUGCAAUCCAGCGCCGUGCGGAGCAGCAAAAACGCACCGUGGACGAGGAGAAGAACGACCCGAAGAAUGUGGAUGAAGCUGAUAAGCCAUUGAAUGGAGGUGAGGUGCGCAUUUGCACCAACUGCAUACAGCGCGAACGCAAACGAGCAGGCCGCAAGAAGCUCAAGAAAGAAGAAGAGCAACAGCACUGGGAGCGUUUUGAAACCGAGCGUGUUGUCGUGUUCAAUUCGAAUGAGUACCUGCCAUUCAAGCCCUAUGAUCCGAGUCAGCGCGACACUGCGCUGAGCGACGAUCAACCGUAUUCGCCACCAGAGGGUGCGAUGCAGGUGCAGGGUGCCAUGCGCAUUGCGUGCUACUGCCGGCACCAGAGUGAGAAGGAGGGUUUCCGUGUCAUAUUCACGAUGAAAGAUCAGCAGGGUAACGUCGUGGCGCAGCAAAUGUCGGAUUCAAUACUGAUCACGGACGAUCACAAGACGCACGGAUCAACCUUCCCUGCCGGACUGACUGGGGAGAUGUUCUACACGAACCCGGACUUCGCCUCGCCUGGUCUUACUACUUCGCAAUCCAUGAUGCAUCUCCCACAGCAUGGCAUGCCGUUCAACACGUCCAAGUCCAUGACCGAUCUUUCAGCAUUCGGGCAGCAGUUCAACCCACAUAGCCACAUCCACCAGAUGCCAAGGUCCGGCUACACAUCGCAAGCAACAUCGGCUACCAUGACGCCCACGAGCUUAUCAAGACCAGCAUCGCCUACUGGUGCAGGCCAGAUGGGACCUAACAAGAAAAGGAAGUCGUCGGGAGCCGCGAACAACCAUAAGCGUCUGCCUAGCGGCUUGCAGAUGACACCACGUGUUGACACGAACCAGCCACCGUCGUCGAACAUGCCCUCCGCUAUAUCCAUGACUUCACCAGUGUUCUCACCCUCUGCAGACGGCUUCGGACAGUCAUACAUGACGAUACCGAAUCAUAACGGUCCUGCCCAGUUCUACGGUAGCGGUCCGCCAACACCAAGCGAGAACUACCAGCAAGGCGGGUUCACGGAGGCGCAGCUUCAGGCGCACUUCAAUCGCUCACAGAACGCGCAGGCAUACUUCUCGCAUCCUUCGUCUGCUGUGCCCAGUCGAGCCCAGAGUCCGACGCUCCAUCCAUCUCGGCCAAACCUCCCAGCAUAUGCCCGUCACCCGAUCCAGACUCCUACGAACAUCCAAGGCCGGCACGCAUACCAACAACAUCUCGCCCACGCAUCUGCCGGAGCCGACCAAGACCAGAUUUCGACGCCAACGAUAACCAAGAUCACGCCAAAUGAAGGGCCGACCAUGGGUGGGACGGAGGUCUCUGUCUACGGCUUCAACUUCCAAAACGGCUCCUCGGUGAUGUUUGGCGAUCAGCAGGGCAUCACAACCUACUACGGUCCUCAGGCACUUCUAGCCAUCACUCCGCCGAGUAGGCCCGGCGGCGUGAAUGUCGCAGUCGUCCCUUCUGCUGGCCUGCAGCAGCCUCAGAGUGGCCAGUAUAUGGCUCAUUCUGGCAAUCGCCAGAUCUUCACCUACUCGGACCGGGAUCCGCAGACGAUGGAGAAAGCGCUGAGAUUCUACAGUCUGCAGCAGAACGGGUCGGCCUCACAAUGGCAGCAGACUGCGGUGCAUGCGGCGCAGCAGUAUACCAACCAGGAGCUCGGUCAGAGCAAUAUGAGGAUUCAAAGUGAGUACUAG